Molecule: messenger RNA, 5213 nt
Organism: Paramormyrops kingsleyae
Lineage: Eukaryota; Metazoa; Chordata; Actinopteri; Osteoglossiformes; Mormyridae
Product: serine incorporator 5
Cellular component (GO): membrane
Source: RefSeq, a predicted model, not a curated record
AAAAGGUUCCAUCUUCCUGUUUUCAACAUUAUUCUUAACACAACAACUGGCAAUGCCAUUGACUCCCACAUUUUCCUGUAUUCUUGGUUGCAUAAGAUUGCUUACUAACCGACUGUUUUAUGUUUUUUUUCCUAACACCUGUAUACUGUAUAAACGUAAUAAAUAAAUAUCAAAUCUAACUCCAUUAAAUAUCCAUUGGAUUUUCACAUUUAUUCCCAGUGCUGAUCGUGCAGAGAAGGCUUGCGGCGCUAUAGUGUAACAUCUCCGCAACAUGACAGCUUGGCGAGGGAAAGAAGGAGGGAAAAAUGCGAUUUUCCGCUCGGCCCCGGCGUACUCCAGAGAGCUAUGCUGGAUCCUGCUUUCGAGAGGCUGACACGGGAGGAAGUUGCAUUCACCAUUACUCCGUCUUGAAAAGAGAUUGAGAAAGCAGAAAAUACUUAAUCUACUCAGUCAGUGAUCAUCUUCGCAUUUUUAUGUCCUGCGUCCGCACCGAAAACUGAAAGGACUGUCGACUUUCGCCACCAUCAAACCAUAAUAAGCGUGAACUUUGGACGAUUCGAUCUAACAGUUUGGAAAUGUGCACCAAGUGCUGUAAUUCUCAGCUGGCCUGCUGCUGUGGUUAUGCCCCGUGCACCCUCUGCUGCGAGGCCUGUCCUAAUAUCAAGCAAUCGACAGGGACUCGAUUCAUGUAUGCCUUCUACUUCCUGUUGGUCACUGGCAUUUGCAUGAUCAUGAUGUCACCCACGGUGGAGAAGGAGUUGCAGGAUCAUAUUCCCUUCUACUCGGAAAUGUGCGGUAAGCUCCUUGCCGGGGAUAACUGUAAGGCGCUGGUGGGCUACUCUGCUGUGUAUAAGGUUUGUUUUGGGAUGGCCUGCUUCUUCUUCAUCUUCACCGUCUUCACCCUCGGAGUGAGCUCCAGCAAGGGCUGCCGCGCAGCUGUACACAAUGGCUUCUGGUUUUGGAAGUUCCUGGCACUGGUUGGCUGCUGUGUAGGAGGAUUUUUCCUUCCAGAUGAAGAGAAAUUCCUUGAAGUGUGGCGCUAUGUGGGUGCAGUGGGUGGGUUUCUUUUCUUGCUAAUCCAGCUGAUACUUCUGGUGGAGUUUGCACAUCGCUGGAACAACAACUGGGCGUCGGGCGUACGCUACAACAAGCUGUGGUAUGCCGCCCUGGCUCUGGUCACUCUGGUGCUUUUUUCCAUUGCUGUGGCGGCGCUGGUCUUCAUGAGCCUCUUCUACACGCAUCCCAAGGCCUGCUUCCUCAACAAGGUCUUCUUGGCGAUCAACGGAAGCCUCUGCCUUCUGGUGUCCCUGCUUGCCAUCUCGCCUUUUAUACAGAUCCAGUCCACCUCUGGCCUGCUGCAGUCGGCCGUCAUCAGCGUGUACGUCAUGUACCUCACCUUUUCCGCGUUCUCCAGCAAGCCCAUUGAGACGGUUAAGGAAAAGGACCUGAAUGUCACUGUCUGCACCUUCCCCUUAAACUCGGGCUUUGAGAGCGACAGCAGGAUAACCACGGCUGUGGGCACAGUCCUCCUCUUUGGCUGUGUGCUGUAUUCCUGUUUGACCUCCACCACCAGAGCAAGUUCAGCAGCUCUGGGAGUCAGCAGGACAACUCCACCAGAAUAUGAGAAGGCUCGCUGCUGUUUCUGCUUUGGUGAAGAUGAUCGAUACACUGCAGAGGAAGAGAAUGAGACAGAGAAGCGGCGUGGCAUCAAUGAUGAAAUUGAGGGCACCGUGUACAGUUAUUCCUACUUCCACUUUGUGUUCUUCCUUGGGUCGUUGUACGUCAUGAUGACUGUCACCAACUGGUUUCAUUAUGACAAUGCCAAGAUCGAGAAGCUUCUGGAGGGGAGCUGGUCAGUGUUCUGGAUCAAGAUGGCGUCUUGCUGGGUCUGUCUGCUGCUCUACACAUUGACUCUUGUGUCACCCAUAAUCUGCCCCAGGAGAUUCAGAGCCUGAAAUCCGGCUGUGGUAGAGCUAGCAUUUUUUCAAUGUUUGUUUAGAGGUCUUUGGAAUUCCUUUUGUAUAAUAUUUCAUUAAUAUAAAACCAAUUUCAGUCUGAAGAGGCCUAUGUUGUUAACAUGAGAACCGUAAGAAUCGGUCAAAUCCAGAAACAUAUGAUACAUCAGCACUUCUCUGUACUAGUGCCUGAGGCAGAAGGGCUUAGACCCUAUGUUGCUAUUGAACUAUUUUAUUCUAAUUAGAUCAAUUCAAUUUGUACGCAUAUAAUUUUUACUGCAAUGCUUAUUUUUUCUAACAGUUCUAAACAUCUGUCCAUCUUCUAGCUGCAUAUCCUGAUCAGGGGCCUGGAGCCCAGAUGAUUCUAAAUAUGAUACCGGAACAUUUUAGCACAAGGAACCUCCUGGAGCUUUGAUGUCAUUGUCCUCUUUUACUGUAGGUGCGGUAGAGUGGCUAAGCUACUGCAUUCUCCUUUAGUACCUACAAGUAAAACAUCCUGAAGCUGAAUAUCAAGCGGUUUAUAUAGGUAGAAUUUAAAACAAAUAAAUGCCCCCCUGGAUAAAAGUAUUUCACACAAACAAAGAGCUCUGCUGAGUUUUCUUUUUUGUCUCAGGGUUUAUUAGCAAACAGGAAUGAUUAUAUCUUGUGUUCUGAUUUUCAUGACCUCAGUGCUAAGAUAAUUCUGAGGGUCUUAGACUUUCUUAAUGAUUCAUACCAAGAAAUCUCAACAAAACAUUGUUGUGGUUUAAGAAGCCAUGAUAUUUUUGAGGCAAUUUGUUCAGUUGCAAUGUAGCCUUUGUUUUUAAGUAAAUAAUUUUAUUCGGACUUUUGUUGUAAAAUGCAUUUACUGGGAACAAUUAAUUAUGCAAAAAAACAGACUUUAAUGGGAAAUUCCACCUCAUCCAGCUUUGGAAAAAUAUUCAUCCAUCCAUGAUUUUCAAGUACACGCUUGUGGGAAAUACACAUAUUUAACAAUUGGGAUAUAAAAGAAGCGAAGUUUUGAGUUAUGGGUCCAUUAUUUUUUUUGUUGCUUAUUGUUAUUUAAUGCACUUUGGUACAAAGUGUAAAAAAAAAACAUUAUUUUUAUUAUCAUUUAGUCAUGAUAAAUAAGCUUUCAUGAUAUAGGGAAUAUUUUCAAUGUGUCAGUACUAGCAAAUACAAAAGAUUUAGUCAAAGUUCAACUUUUUUCUAAACUUUAUUGUUACAAAUUUUAAUGAGAAAGUCUUGCCAAUGGUUAUUACCAAAGGGUUGUAAUCAGGUAAAUUAAUAAAUAUUAUGCACUUAAGAUCUAUACAGUAUAAUGUCUGUGACAGAACAGUGACAGAAAUCUGUGAAAUAUAAACUGAUGUUCAGUGCAGUGCCUUGAAAAAUAGUUGGUUCUUUUUACACUUUGAAUCACAUUAGUGUUAAAUCAUUGUUUUGGCUUGUACAUUUUAAAAUAAAAAGUUGUCCGUUUAAAGACUGAGACCACAUUCACAUGUGAAUGAAGUUAAAUGUCAUGAGAAACCAAAACCAAAAAAUAUAUUGUUUAUCAAUUUUGUAUAGGCAGACGAUGGCCCAUGAUUCAUGUAAAUUCUGGAUUGUGACUGGAAUCAACAGGUUAAUCCACAAAAUUUCUUUAAUAGUUGGAUGCAUGUGCAGCUCAUUUCCGUUUUAGUUAUUGGUAUUUUAAUUAUAGGUAUUUAUUGGGUUCAGCCUGGUUUUCCUGUAAGAUUAUACUGUCACUUUUUCCUGUCUUGUUAAAGCUGCCCUGUUUCUGUUAUUGGCAGGCUUAGUCCAUAAAAUUAUGUUGCCACCGAUAUGCUUGAUGGGAUUGAAGGGGCAUGCUGCAUUUGUGCCAAAUGUGCGGCUUUCCGUUUUGUUGUAAAAGUGAAAAGUUUUCUUCAUCUGACCACUGAAACAUUAUGCCGUAAUUCUCCAUUAACGCAUAAUUGCUGUUCUGCAAACUCGCGUACAGCCUCAGUUGGUGGAAGUUAUAGAUUCAUGGGCAUUUCAGCUGCAUCCCUCUCUGUUCUGCUCCAUGCCAGACUGCUCAGUUAGAGGCAACAGACUGAGGUGUCAUGAUAACAUCUCCCGCUUUCUAUGGGCCAGCUUGCCUGAUAGUUACUGAAGUGUCUUUUAUUUACCUGUGCCUUUUGUACAGCAUUAUUGCUGCUUGCUGGUCUUCAUAGUUCAAUCUUGACUUUAAUGACCUGAAGAACCUCACAAAGGCCUGAUUUUUUUCUGAAAUCAUAUUAAUUAUUGUUAUUACAAUAAAUAAAGCCAUUGAACUGUGUGAGUUUACUCCCCCUCUUUCUGCGAGGAAUAUUCUAUAGCAGAAUUAUCAGUCCUUAAUUAAUCCUCACAUGAUUUCAAGCUCUGGAUUAUGUAUAACUGCAAGGAUGUUUUCCAUGAAAGUGUAACCUUGAUAUUACUAAUCAAUGUGUCAUAUUUUCCCGGUAAAACAUUUGUUUUCUUCAUUUUUUUGUCUUUUUCAUGAUGUGAUAAAUUAUGAAUAAGCACAGUAGUUGAUAUUUCAUAUAUGAAUUAUCCAAAUUAGUGAAAACAACUUGAUAACAGAUUUUUAAGUGUUCAUAUUUUCUAUUUGCAACUUCUAUAGCACUCUGUAUUGCCUAUGUAUUAUUUCUGUAUUUCUGCAUAUUUGUACAUGCUUUUAAAAUAUGUUGCUUUCUGAGAUUUUUAGUUGCAUGUUCAUAUUUGGCACUUGCAGAUGUCUGUAUCAGUACUGUAUCAAUUUAUCUGACAAACUUUUUUUUAAAUUACACAUUAUCAACGUGUAACACUUGUGUGUAGUGUGUAACAAAAAAUGUUGGGUAACGCUUUACAUUAACUGCACUUUCAUAAUACCUUUAAAAUGCAUUUGUAGAACAUUCAAUUCACCUUUAUAAUGCAUUCAUAGAACAUCCAUAAGAAGCAUUUAAGUAUACCGUAACAGCUGUAAUAACAAAAAUUACAUGAUAACAAAUAUUAUAAUUGUAUAAUGUUUAUUAUACUAUUUUGUUUGUUAUUAUCAUACAAUGUUAAUGUUAUUAAUGUGUAUUGCUGCUGUUAAGGUAGGUAUACUUACAUACUGCUUAUGAAUGUUCUAUGAAUGCAUAGUGAUUACAUAAUGAAGGUGCAAUUAAUGUGAAGUAUAACCAAUGUUAAUUACGCCUUUAAUGCUGCAAGGGUGAAUGUUAUGUAGAAAUUCGUAUCACAUCUGAAAUGUACAGAUACAAAUGUUUACCUAAUUAAAACAUUUUGCUAAUCUUGUUUAAA